Culicoides brevitarsis is the source of this 781-nucleotide messenger RNA. It is a transcript of the gene Rho1, whose product is annotated as ras-like GTP-binding protein Rho1. The transcript is spliced from 4 exons. Lineage: Eukaryota; Metazoa; Arthropoda; Insecta; Diptera; Ceratopogonidae. The record is from RefSeq and is a predicted model, not a curated record. Gene Ontology annotation, cellular component: cytosol. Gene Ontology annotation, molecular function: protein kinase binding; GTPase activity; GTP binding. Gene Ontology annotation, biological process: small GTPase-mediated signal transduction. Bases 135 to 713 code for a protein of 192 amino acids.
CGCGACGAUUACUUGCUAAAAAGAGAAAAACUCACAAUCGUAGAAACAAAAAAUUUUUUUAAAAAAAUCGAAAAUCACCAAAAGUCUACUCCAUUUCGCAGUAAACACGCAAAAAGCUUACAGAUCUAGAUACAAUGGCGGCUAUCCGCAAGAAAUUAGUAAUUGUUGGUGACGGUGCUUGUGGUAAAACGUGUCUUUUAAUCGUAUUCAGUAAGGAUCAGUUCCCUGAAGUUUAUGUGCCGACAGUAUUCGAAAACUAUGUGGCGGACAUCGAAGUAGACAAUAAACAGGUUGAACUCGCCUUGUGGGAUACUGCAGGUCAGGAAGACUAUGACAGACUUAGACCCUUAAGUUAUCCAGACACGGAUGUCAUAUUGAUGUGCUUCUCCGUGGAUUCGCCAGAUUCGUUGGAAAAUAUCCCCGAGAAAUGGACACCAGAAGUCAAACAUUUCUGUCCCAAUGUUCCCAUCAUAUUAGUUGGCAACAAAAAAGAUCUUAGAAAUGAUCCACACACCAUUAAGGAAUUAGCCAAGAUGAAACAGGAGCCAGUCAAGCCACAAGAAGGUCGUGCGAUGGCAGAGAAAAUUAACGCAUUUGCCUAUUUGGAGUGUUCAGCCAAGUCUAAGGAGGGUGUACGUGAAGUAUUUGAAACUGCCACUCGGGCUGCAUUACAAGUUAAGAAACGGGGAAAAAAGAAGUGCUGCUUGUUAUAAAAAGUGUUUUUUUAUAUUUUAUAAAAAAAUAUUUACAAUUACUAUAUCAUACAUAUAUAUUUUGUUCA